Messenger RNA from Penicillium odoratum, 1203 nucleotides. RefSeq lists its product as uncharacterized. Bases 1 to 1203 code for a protein of 400 amino acids. NCBI's taxonomy places the organism in Eukaryota, Fungi, Ascomycota, Eurotiomycetes, Eurotiales, Aspergillaceae. Gene Ontology annotation, molecular function: protein dimerization activity. The transcript has 2 exons. The record is from RefSeq and is a predicted model, not a curated record.
AUGCUUACCCGUGCGAGAAAGCUUCAAUCUUGCUUUGAUGAGUAUUGCACUACAAAUCAAUAUACUCAGUUUAAGCUUAACGAUGAGGAGUGGCGCCAGGUUGAGUAUCUUCUGUUGAUUACCAAGCCUUUCUUUGACUUUACCAAUGUCUUGUCAAAGACUAGGGACUGCACAGUACACCAUAUCUUCAGCAUCUACAACAGACUCUUUUCCCACCUUGAAGAGGCUGAGAAGAAGUUAAGAUGUAAGCGUGUACACUGGAAGAAAAGCAUGCUUCAGGAACUUCAGCUGGCACAGAAAAAGCUCUCUAAAUAUUACAGUGGAACCGAUGAUAGUGUAUAUGGUACAACCUGUGCACUAGCAACAAUUCUAUAUCCACCAAAGAAGCUACGAUACUUUGAUAAUAAGGAUUGGAGAGGUGGUGAUAUUGAUUUUAUGAGGCAGUAUCAAGACGCAUUUCGAAAUGAAUUUGUAACUUAUCAGAAACAAGCUCAGAGGGAAGCUCACCAACCAGAUACCUCGGAGAAGAUUGAUGAUAUAGAGGAUGAAGAGCUUGCAAUGCUUUGUGACUCACAACAAACCACGCUCCCCACUGAUGAAUUUGAUGGCCGGCAAGAUGAGGUUACGCGAUAUCUAUCCAAAGGGCUUAGUAAGGGAAACCCACGUGUUUACUGGAAAGAACAUGAGCAGGAAUUCCCAGUGCUUGCCAGAAUAGCACGAGAUAUUCUCUCGAUUCCUGCUAGUGGAGCAGGGGUAGAGCGGUUGUUCAAAUAUGCUCGUGAUAUCUGCCAUUAUCGCCGUGGGCAGCUAAGGCCAGACACAAUCAAGGGUUUGAUGCUUCAUCACUUUUCCUCUAAAUUUGAGCUGAAACAGACAGAGAUCGAGAUGAUCAAGGAGUAUCUCUUAUCUGGCGAAGCUGCUAUGCUUGAUCAGAGCCGUCUAUCUCCACCAUCACUUGAGUUUAUGGAACCGAUUAGUGACAAUGAAGAGGAAGGAUACCAAGAAGAGCUACAAGAGGAGGAUUCCGAUAAUGAUGUAGAUGAACUGGCGAUCUCUUACUCCUUGAAGCGGCCUGUGGAUACUUUAGAUCUAGACGAUAGUGCCCUGCUGGACGGAACAACAUUCGAUGGUACACAGACCCGGACAGGAAGGAUUCGGAAGAAGCCAUGGUUACCAGACGGAUUCGAGAUGGGGCAGCCAUAG